Messenger RNA from Annulohypoxylon maeteangense, 2004 nucleotides. Its product is annotated as dicarboxylic amino acid permease. The record is from RefSeq and is a predicted model, not a curated record. Lineage: Eukaryota; Fungi; Ascomycota; Sordariomycetes; Xylariales; Hypoxylaceae. Gene Ontology annotation, molecular function: amino acid transmembrane transporter activity. Gene Ontology annotation, cellular component: membrane. The transcript is spliced from 3 exons. Gene Ontology annotation, biological process: amino acid transmembrane transport. The coding region runs from base 106 to 1836 and encodes 576 amino acids.
UUAUUAAUAAUUAGUUUUUUUUUUGGUCCCCGUUCGUUAAUGCGGUCGCGGUGAGAUUUUUUUUUUCUUUCUCGCUCUAGCCCUGGUUUUCUUUGGCCCUUUAUUAUGAGCGGUGCUGAGACUGAGCCGCUUCUCGGGAGGUAUGUCUCGUCUGGCCGUCUGACUGUAUCCGGAAACAUGGGCUUCGAAAACGGCGCUGAGGACUACGUCCGCGAGACUGAUGCCGCGUAUCGGUACCGUGAUGAUGAGGAGGGACACCGGGAUGGGCUGCAGCAUGAUGGCGAUUUGGUCACGAGUACGGAGGCAAGGUCGCUGUCGCGGGGAUUGGCGCAGAGACAUCUUUCUAUGAUCGGUCUUGCGGGCGCGAUUGGCACGGGCUUGUUCCUCGGUCUCGGAGGGGCUAUUCAGACGGGCGGACCGCUGGGUGCGCUGCUUGGGUACGCGGUCGUCGGGCUGGUCGUGUGCGCGGUUACGUUCGCGUUGGGAGAGGUGUCGGCUCUACUCCCCGUUACCGGAUCCUUCGUUCGACACGCCGAGUUUCUCGUCGACCCUGCGCUUGGGUUUGCCGUUGGUUGGAAUUUGGUCUACGGCAUUGCGCUGUCUAUCCCUAGCGAAAUCACUGCUAUCUGCGUGCUAUUCACCUUCUGGUCCGAGGACGUCAACCCCACCGCUUACAUCAUGGCGUUUAUCGUGCUGACGUUCAUCGUGGGCAUUGCCUUCGUUCGCGUGUUUGGCGAGGUCGAGUUCGCGUUUGCGAUUCUGAAAGUCCUGCUUGUCGUCUUCUUGAUUGUUCUGGGCAUUAUUAUCGCGUCGGGAGGUAUACCGGGCACCCCUGCGAUCGGGUUCAGGUAUUGGUAUGAGCCCGGUCCGUUCGUUGAAUACAUAGCGACAGGAGCAUGGGGCAAAUUUCUCGGCUUUUGGGGCGUGCUGACCAGCGCCGUCUUCUCGUUCGCGGGCAUCGAGUCGCUCGCCAUGGCCGCGGCUGAGACACGGAAUCCGAGACGUGCGAUCCCUCGCGCGUGUAAGCGUAUCUUCUACCGUGUUCUGCUUUUCUACCUCCUGGCCAUUCUAGUCGUCGGCCUCCUGGUUUCUAGCGACGACUCCCGCCUCGAUGACUCCUCCGGCACGGCUGCCCAGAGCCCAUUCGUUAUCGCGGCCGCGGCUGCCGGUAUCAGCGCCAUACCUAGCGUCGUCAAUGCCGUCGUCAUUACAUCCGCAUGGUCGGCGUCGAAUCAGUCCCUGCUCGCCGGCACGCGUGUCUUAUUCGGUCUAGCGCUCAAGGGCCAGGCUCCGAGGAUAUUCCUUCGCACUACGUCUUGGGGCACACCGUACGUGUGUGUGUUGUUCUAUACCGUGUGCAUGUUCUUGAGCUUCAUGAGCUUGAGUAACGGCGCGCUGACGGUCUUCUGGUGGUUGGUUGAUUUGACGGCGGCGGGCGUGUUGGUUUCUUGGUCGGUGAUCUUGCUGAAUCACAUACGCCUGAAGUUGGCGAUGAAGAAGCAGGGGAUUCCGGAUGAGAGAUUACCGUGGCAUAAUUGGUGGACUUAUUACAGCUCAUGCGCCGCACUUUUCAUGUGCAUUUUGAUCCUACUUACUGGUGGAUUCAAGGUCUUUACGCAGGGGAAUUGGGACCCGAGUGGUUUCGUCUCAUCAUAUUUGGACAUACCCCUCGUAGUUGGGGCUUACUUCAUAUGGAAGUUUGUCAAGAAGACUUAUAUCGCACAACUCGAUAGCAUACCGCUUGACGAGGCGUUCAAACAGGUGGACCUCUAUCCCGAUGAGCCAGAGGGCAAGUCAACGGGUUGGGUGCGCUUGGUUAGUUGGCUGUGGGAUUAAUGAUUUAAGUUGAAAGCUAGAAGGAACAUAGUAGACUGCCCACAAGGGACUGUAUGAACUAAUUGUGUUGGCUAAGCGGAUACUUUUAGGUUGAUCGCAUAUGUAUCGGCGAUGGGAAAGGCAAUGAGCGGCCUAGACGGAAAUAUUUAUAUCCACCUACGUUAAUGA